AUGACCGCUGGAACUCAAGCAACCAUCGAAAUCCGACAGUAUCGUCCAGAAGAUCAUGCCCAAGCUACCAAUUCCUACGUCGAGGGCAUGCUAGCUUUGGACCCUAAUCCAGAGUAUCACUACCUGUGGGGAGAGCUUCUCCGUAAGGACCUGACGAAUGACCUAGCUGACAUCGAAGGCAGUCACAUGGCUCCAGGUGGAAACUUCUUUGUCGCUGUGGUGACAAAAGACGGGUCAAGCAAGGUCGUGGGCAUCAUCGGACUGCUGCGCGAAUCGGAGGACGUUGGGCAGAUUCGACGCGUGGAUGUAGAUUCAAACUACCAGCGCAUGAGUAUAGGCCGAAAAAUGAUCGCAGAGCUGGAGAGCUGGGCCAAGCAGAACAAAAUCAAGCGUGUCUUUCUGAGUACUGGCGCAAACAGUGAUGGACCAAAAGCAUUUUACACAUCGCUGGGGUAUACCAAGCUGGAUGAGAUCCUGUACAACUGGACGAAUCCCCAGUAUCUUCGCCUCGUCAAGUUCGUCAAACGGUUGUAG
This is a messenger RNA of Phytophthora infestans T30-4, 534 nucleotides long. Its product is annotated as acetyltransferase (GNAT) family, putative. The transcript has a single exon. The record is from RefSeq and is a predicted model, not a curated record. NCBI's taxonomy places the organism in Eukaryota, Oomycota, Peronosporomycetes, Peronosporales, Peronosporaceae. Gene Ontology annotation, molecular function: N-acetyltransferase activity. The coding region runs from base 1 to 534 and encodes 177 amino acids.